Messenger RNA from Physella acuta, 2652 nucleotides. RefSeq names its product DNA polymerase eta. Gene Ontology annotation, biological process: error-prone translesion synthesis; response to radiation. The record is from RefSeq and is a predicted model, not a curated record. Gene Ontology annotation, cellular component: replication fork; site of double-strand break; nucleus. Lineage: Eukaryota; Metazoa; Mollusca; Gastropoda; Physidae. Gene Ontology annotation, molecular function: DNA-directed DNA polymerase activity; damaged DNA binding.
GAUCUCCCUUGUUCUGAGUUCUUGUUUUAAUGACUUUUUUUUUUGCGGGAUUUUUAGAAUCUAAAUCAAGAAAAUGUGCAAAAAGAACUAAGAAGUUAUAGAUUAAAUCUACUAACUUGUUUGUAGUUGAAGUUGACUCAUGAAACAGAAGUGACAUGAAACUAUUAACUUUGUAAUUACUAAUUAGGAAGAACAAAUCACAUAAACUUUAAACUUUAUGACUAAAUGAACAGUGAAUAACUAAAAUGACUGAAAGAGAAGUUGUUUUAAUUGACAUGGACUGCUUCUAUGUUCAAGUUGAACAAAGGUUGAAUCCUAGCUUAAAAGGUAAACCUUGUGCUGUAGUACAAUACAAGACUUGGAAAGGAGGGGGAAUAAUUGCAGUGGGAUAUGAAGCUAGAGCAUGUGGGGUAACACGACAGAUGCGUGGUGACGAUGCUAAAGCUAUGUGCCCUGAAAUUCACCUGGCCAGAGUACCAGAAGUCCGAGGGAAAGCUGACUUAACAAGGUACCGUGAAGCUGGGGCUGAAGUGAUAGCAAUUUUCAGCAAAUUUUGUUCCUGUGUUGAACGUGCCAGUGUGGACGAAGCAUAUUUAGAUUUGACCAUGGAAGUCACACAAAGAAUGACAGGGAUGGCAGAAAGCCCAGUGAAAGAUGUGCAGCUACCUAAUACUUUUGUUGAAGCCUAUGAUGGUGCAGAUGGAAAAAAUGAAUGGCUACAAAAAAUCUACUCUGAUGCAUCAGUAGACAAGUGUGAACAGCGGCUGGCUGUGGCUGCUUGUCUUGUAGAGGAAAUGAGAGCGGCAGUUUUCAAAGACACAGGAUUUACCUGUUCCGCAGGCAUAGCUCACAAUAAGAUGCUAGCCAAAUUGGCAUGUGGUAGGAAUAAGCCUAACAAACAAACUGUCCUGCCUCAUUCAUCAGUACCAUCAGUCUUCUCAACAUUACCUCUACAGAAAAUCCGUCAUUUAGGAGGAAAACUUGGGGCAUCAAUCAUUGAAUUAGGCUGCAAGAUGAUGGGAGAUGUAACUCGCUUUUCUGAGUUGGAGCUGCAGAAACACUGUGGAAAUAAAGCAGGAAGCUGGCUGUACUAUGCCUGCCGUGGUAUUGACACUGAGCCUGUAGCAGUGAGAGAGUUACCCAAGUCUAUUGGCUGUUCUAAAAUGUUCAUGGGGAAAGAAGCUUUAGACACGACUUCUAAGAUAAAGCAGUGGCUGUCAGAGCUAGCUGAAGAAGUGAUGGAGAGGUUGAGCCGAGACAGAGAUGCGAAUAAAAGAAUAGCCAAGUCUUUAACAGUCAACGUUGGUUUCAAGACAGACUCUGGUUACUCCUCUUCAUCUCGCACCUGUGCAUUAGUUAGAUAUGAGGCGGAGAAAUUUGCUUCUGAUGCAUUAGCACUGCUGCAACAAUUUAAGGGCAGUCCAAAUCAUAGUUCUGUGUGGACACGACCAUUCAACUAUUUAGGAUUGACAGCCAGCAAAUUCCACCCUUUAGAAGAACAGAACAAGAUCUCAUCUAUGUUUACUGCAGCUGCAUGCUCAACAAGCACUUGCAACCAGUCUGAUGGUGACCAGGUUGAUGGUGUGGACUGGGGCGACUUAAAUGGUGACUUACAAAGCAAAAGUACCAUGAAUGUGCCUUCAACUCAAUCAAAAACUGACCACAACCAUUUCAAAGAAAGUUCCAGAAAAUCUUUAAAUAAUUCACUAAACUCUUCUCCAUCAACAAAACCAGCUGAUAUGGGGAAUAAUCAAAAUGGCAGCAAAGGGGAGAGAAGUAUCAAAUCAUUUUUCAGCCAGAUAAAGGUUGUUGAUAGAAAACCACCUCAGCCCUCAGAUAGUGAAGGCAGAGAGGAAGUAAUGCCUGUAGAACUACCACAAGUGAAUACUGCUAAAGCAUCCAGUUUUUUUGCUGGUAAACUCAAAGCUUUGAGUACAAAAAAUGAAUCUCCAGAAAGUGGGUCCACAACAAAUGUCAUCCAGGAGUUUUCUGAUGAGGACGCUUCAUUAGAAAAAACUUCUGAUGUAUGCUCAGCUGCUGUUCUUGAUGUGAGAAAAUCAGAUGAACAAUCUCCAACAGUUUUGACAAAUAAAACUGAGACUAAUCAGCUUUCACCUAAUAUUCAUAUUAAUCAGGUCUCACCUAACCUUAAUGAGAUGAAUCAGGUCUCGCCUAACCUUAGUAAGACUAAUCAAGUCUCACCCAAUGACAGUGAGGAUUACAUAGAGUGUGACAAGUGUGGCCAGAUUAUUUCCAUGUGGGAGCUGCCAGAACACAAUGAUUUUCACUUUGCUCAGGAACUGCAGAAUCAAUCUGACCACUCUGCUGGUGGCAGUACUCAGGUUGCCAGAUCAAGUAUAGAGCAAAAAGUCAAACGCAAAUUUACCAGCCCUACUAAAGAGUCUAAACGAGGGCGCAAAAAGAAAAAGUCUCUUGAUAAAAAUAUACAACCUCUGACAGCUUUUUUUUCAAAGACAUGAUGCAGCUUUUGUUUUUGACUAAAUUAAGUCAUAUGACUUAUGUAUCACUUCAUGUAAGACUUGUUAUUUCAAAUGAUGUUUUAUGCAAUAGUAUUUAUAUUUUCAUCUAUUUAUUUACACAAUUGUAAAUUAUUUAUUAUAUUACAAUGAACUUUGAGGAGUAAAAGUUUUA